Molecule: messenger RNA, 2272 nt
Organism: Chara braunii
Lineage: Eukaryota; Viridiplantae; Streptophyta; Charophyceae; Charales; Characeae
Source: the annotation of a GenBank genome assembly
UACGUGUGACUGCAAGCGAUUCUGUGGAAGUUGCUAGUGCGCCACGGCGGUUAGCAGGAAAUUUUGGACCGGUUCGCUGCGAAACACCGCAUAAUAUACGCUUGUCUCCUUCCCACUGGGAACGUAUCUAUUUCGCUGGUGGGUGUUGUUGUUUGCGAAGCGCGAGAGCGGGGUACUACCCGACGAGCAGUGGUAUUCGGCGACAGUAGGCGACGUGAGCUCACGACGUUGAGGAGAGCGGUUUGCGAGGAGUCGAAGGCUGUAAAUCGAGAUGGCGCGCACGGCGACGCUCGUUAUGUUGUUCCUCACUGUUGGGGCAUUCGUGACCCUUGUGAACGGAAAGGCACGAAUCGUCGAAGAAGUAACAUUCGGCGACGCGGCACCUGAUAGCUCGGCAAUGACAUCAAGUGACUACGGCUCUCCUCCUGAUGAUAUGAACUCCGACAGCAACGGCUUCCAGAUUCCCGGGACUCCCUGGACACUUCCGCCGUGCUUGUGUUUUGCUGAUAUUUUCAGCGGCGGUAAAUGUCUCGUCAAUACGUGCCUGGCAGGGAAAUGCUUCACGAAUCCUGGAAAUAACACCCAUCAGGGUUCCUUCCGAUUCCUCGGGUACGAGGUCCUUUACUAUUGCGAGUGCCAGAAGGGCUCAUACUGGUCUCCGGAGGAGAAGAAUUGUAUUUACUGCCCCAAGUAUCCUUAUGAGAUGUACGAUGACAAGCUCGCCAAGUGUGUAAUGAUUGCGGAUCCUUCGUCGGCUCCUCCAUCGGGACUGUAAGCUAGAGAGGAUCGGUUUGAAGAUCACGAGGUUUGACUUUGUUUGCAUUGGACAAGCAAGCGCACGGUCGAAGUGAGGGCAUACGGUGGCGUUGUUAGCUCGGUUCGGUCAAAUCGUGUGGCAUUGAAGUGAUAGUGUAGCAAAAGGUUGAAGGGAGACGCGUAAAUCGCUAGGCUGCCAGCAAGAUUGUGUCGACGGGUAACGGAAACCGAAGAGGCCUACGAACGCUGUAUAGGGGGAUAUAAUACAUUCUUUAUUCGAGUGUCACCAUAGAGACGGGGCUCUUGGAAAGCUGUUGGAAGAGUACGUAAAUCUUCUUUAUUGAUGCCUACCUAGCAGCGAAACAAGAAUCCCUCGACUGUUGUUCAUCGUCAAAUGCUGUUCGUCGUCUAGUGGCCGCGAUUCGUGGUUUCUCGUCGAAGAAAUUCCUCGGUAAUUUUAUUGCUGCUCAGGCUAGCGGCUGAGUGUAACAUUGUUGUUUGUCUCAGAUUGCUUCCUCGUUGGGUGGAUUGUGUGAGUCUUUUGAUGUGGGGAAAGGUGUCUUCUAUUCGGAUAUGAGAGCUCUGCCUUUACAUCUGACGAGAGUUGUCAUCUCUUCGUGGUACUUGGGUGAAUAUUGUAUCCAGAUCGACGUACAUUUACCAACCUUCUCUCCGGAAUUCGAUGUAUUAGUUAGACGAUGAAGAUGGAAAUCCCGUGGGUCUGAGUGUAUUGCUAUUACUCUCCGCUCCUCAAUGUAUUAGUCUAGACGAUGAUGAUGGAAAUCCCGCGGGUCUGAGUGUAUUUGCUGCUAUUACUCUCCGCUCUCGGGGGUUCUUUUUGAGCUUCGUAAUUUUGUCCGGCAAAUGUGCGGCAAAAGUCCGGGCACGAGAGAUUGAAUGGCGGUUAGGUAAUUAGGAUUCUUCUUCUUUCUGGUGGCGCUAUAAUGUUUUGUUUUCAUUUUCAAUGUAACAAGCAACUGAGUGUCUUUGCACUGUAGACGAAGUGUUUUACCUGUAUCCGCGAUGGUCGGUUAAGUCACAAGGCACUCGUUCUCAAAUUGGAUAUAUAGCAAUAAGCAGUUUUCUUAAACUCCGUUUGCGGUCAUUGGAACAUAUAAGCGGGAGCCGCGGCUUGCGGUUUUUGAAUAGUGAACAUCCUAUGGUUUUCCGCACUGCCAACGUAAUUCGUGUACUUGUCUUACAAUCAUAUCCGGAUGUAUGUAAGGUUUCCGCUUCAAGCUGUGUUGUGGUUGUUUCUGGAAAAAAUGACGACUGCUAACCUUUUUAUAUUAUGAUGUUCAGGAAUGCAUGAAAUAUUGGUCAUUGGGCUCUGCUUUACGUGGGCGUGUUGUGUUGAUGGUAAAAUGUGUGACGUUUUGAGCUUCAAGGUUGUUGGAAAUAGGAUUGGCUGUUUUUUCCUUCUUGGGGUAGACUUCUCCUGAGACACGAUAGGUAAGAAAAGACAAAAUGGUGCCCAUGUCAUCGUGUUCGCGUUUCAAAGCGUGCAUUGCCAAGU